This is a messenger RNA of Otolemur garnettii (small-eared galago), 1944 nucleotides long. RefSeq names its product GPALPP motifs containing 1 (gene GPALPP1). The coding region runs from base 113 to 1042 and encodes 309 amino acids. NCBI's taxonomy places the organism in Eukaryota, Metazoa, Chordata, Mammalia, Primates, Galagidae. The transcript is spliced from 8 exons. The record is from RefSeq and is a predicted model, not a curated record.
UUAGUAGACGCCGGAUAAACUUCCAGCCUUCGCAGUGGGUUGCGAGAUGCUUGUAGGGUAGGUUUGACUUACGUGACAGACUUUUAUCUGUGACCAGUGUCCGCCGCCGCGGAUGGCAAGGGACCUCAUCGGACCGGCGCUGCCGCCUGGCUUCAAGGCGCGGGGGACAGCAGAAGACGAGGAGCGGGACCCCAGCCCGGGUAAGCGGCGGCAUGUCCCCUGGUUGCAGUUAUACUAUUGUGUUUUCAGGAAGCAGAGAAGAAACCAAGAUGAUGAUGAUGAUGGGUUUUUUGGACCAGCCCUGCCUCCUGGAUUUAAAAAGCAGGAUGAUUCUCCUCCAAGGCCUCUAAUAGGUCCUGCAUUGCCUCCUGGUUUCAUUAAAUCCACACAGAAAAGUGACAAGGGCAGAGAUGAUCCAGGACAACAGGACACAGAUAGCAGUGAAGAUGAGGACAUCAUUGGACCAAUGCCGGCAAAAGGACCGGUUAACUAUUGUGUAACAACAGAGUUUGAAAAAAGGGCCCAGAGAAUGAAAGAAAAACUGACUAAAGGAAAUGAUGAUUCAUCUAAACCAAUUAUAAGAGAGUCGUGGAUGACAGAGCUUCCUCCAGAAAUGAAAGACUUUGGUCUUGGGCCAAGAACUUUUAAGAGAAGAGCCGAUGACAAAUCUGGAGAUCGGUCAAUCUGGACAGAUACUCCAGCUGACAGGGAAAGGAAAGCUAAGGAAGCACAAGAAGCAAGGAAGUCAUUUAAUAAGAAGGAUGAAGAACAUAUAUUAUCAGGAAGAGAUAAGAGAUUGGCUGAGCAAGUAUCCUCAUAUAAUGAAUCAAAAAGAUCAGAAUCUCUUAUGGACAUUCAUCAUAAAAAAUUAAAGAGCAAGGCUGCUGAAGAUAAAAAUAAGCCUCAAGAAAGAAUACCAUUUGACCGUGAUAAGGAUCUCAAGGUGAAUCGGUUUGAUGAAGCUCAGAAAAAGGCCCUAAUAAAGAAAUCUAGAGAACUAAACACCAGAUUUUCACAUGGCAAAAGCAAUAUGUUUUUAUAAGGGGAUUUCCCUGUGCAAUGAAGAAAAGUUGUUGAAGAAUACUCUUUUGUCUGUCUGUCCACCUUUAUUCCUUUCAUUUGGGCUUCCUAGGAUUAGAGAUUAAUCUUAAAAAUCGUACAAACUUACCUUGCUUUGUGUGUCCUUGAAGUCAUGUGGAAAUACAAAAUUGAUGUUCUGUUAUGUAGAAUAGAAUAUUUUUGUGUGCCUAUGGCUUAUGAGGAAGUAUGGUCUUUCCUUAAAAUAAUUAUUUUGAGGGUCCCUCUGAUUUUUGUGGAGUCUCACAAGUACCCUCUAAGAUCCACUGACUACCGCUGCCUGGACCUCCUUGUCAAAUAUGCUUAACCUGCCCCAGAGUCAGUGUGUCAAGUCUUAGCAGUAGAUCCACAAAUUUGAAAUUGGUUGUUUUUUCUUUCCAAAUUGCAGGCAGUGAAUACAAAUUUACUUGAAAAUAGAGGGUAUAGGGUUUUGUCUGUUAUUAGUCUGCUUGUUUUAGCACUCAGGGCUUUAUGUUUGUUUAGAUUAUUUAGUUUUUUGGUUUUGUUUUGUUUUUUAAGUCAGAGAGCUUAACUCUGGGUUGUCUCAUAUGCUAAGGAAAAGCUUUUGAUUUUUCCCACUUUAUAUAAGAAGUAUUUCCAGGAGAAACAAUGUGUGGGACAAGAUAUACCAUUAACUGUGAGCAGUAUGAAAUCUUUAAAACUCCCAUCUCUGUGAUCUCAACCAAAGCUUUCUGAGUCCCAGAACUUUGCUUUGGGAUGGUCUUACUUUACCUACUUACAAUACUGUACUUAGUAGUUUGUAGCUAAUUUAUUGGAGUCAGAUCUUUUAUAUCAAUCAUGAACAGCCUUUUAUAAAAAAAAUCAAACUAAUAAAUCCUUGAAUACAAAAACACACCUAGGAAAUCU